AUGCCGAAAGCCGACAGACGAGCCAAGCUUGCACAGCUUGCUGCGCUGCGAAAGGCUGGCAAGAAGACAUUCGACUCGUAUGAGGUCGAGCAAGUCGAAGAGUUAUACGAAGAAGUUGAUGAGGAUCGCUAUAAGAAGAUUGUGCGAGAACGCCUGAACCAGGAUGACUUCGUCGUUGACGACAAUGGCGAAGGUUACGCCGACGACGGUCGUGAGGACUGGGACCGUGUUCAGCAGUACGAUAGUUACAGCGAAGACGACUUGCCAGUCCGAGGAAAGGAGAACAAGAAGUCCAAGAAGCAGCGUGAGGAGGAUCAAUCCAAGCGGGACGCGACCGAUCGAGAUAUCAGCGAGUUCUUCACCAAGGGCGCCACAAAAGCCCAGCCAAAAGCUAAGACCAUAAAAACCGAGGAGGACGACGAAUUCCUUGCAAGCCUGCUGGGAGAAGUUGAUCAGAACGUACCGGCUGCCGCACUUCGCCAGUCCAAGAAGAGAGGAAGGUCCCCUGAGAAACGCCGUAAUCGCAUCCCUUCGCCAGCACCUGAAAUCAAACGGCCCGCAACAAAGAGAGUCAGACACAGUCCGGACCCUGUCGUCUCGCUGCCACAAGAUGAUGAUAUUUUGAUGGACGACGACACAGUUCUCCCAUCGAUCGAUGAUGAUCUGCCUACGCCUUUCCCCGCGAAUGAUAUUCCGACAAGCGACCCAGCCCCCUCGUCACCAACGGUCGAUGCAAUUGGGCGCAAGAUGAAACCGAAGGCCGAGGCCGAGGUCGAAGAUGAAGACGACGAAGAUAUGAUGGAGGUCGCCCAUGCCGGCGCCAUCACUGCUGCCAGUGUCAACUUGACUGCGGCCAGACUUCCCAAGAGAUUGAUCAAGGCCGAUCCAUAUCCUUCUCCUGCGAACUCGUCCCCACCCAAGGGUCCGGCUGAGGACGCAGUUGACUCUUCGGCAUGGAACGAUAUCAAUCAGCGUCUCAACGUUGUCAGUAGCUCUCCAGCGGAAACAAGGGGCAUCAACAAGAUAGACUACAAGGAUGCAGUCGAAGAGGAUGGCAGUCUGAACAUGUUCUGGACAGACUACACUGAAGUCAAAGGCAGCCUCUGCCUAUUCGGCAAAGUGCUGAACAAGAAGACAAAGUCAUAUGUCAGUUGCUUCGUCAAGGUGGAUAAUAUCUUGCGGAAACUCUUUUUCCUCCCGCGUCAAAAUCGCAUGGAGCGCGGAGUUGAAACAACCGAAGAGGUUGGGAUGAUGGACGUCUACCAAGAGAUCGACGCCCUCAUGUCCAAGAUGAAUGUUGGCAUGUUCAAGAUCAAAGCAUGCACGAGGAAGUAUGCUUUCGAGUUACCGGGGAUACCAAAAGAGACGCAGUACAUGAAGCUGUUGUAUCCGUAUACUAAGCCUGCUGUCGAGAUGGGAACAAGCGGUGAGACGUAUUCGCAAGUCUUCGGUACCAACACCGCUCUAUUUGAGCAGUUCGUCCUGUGGAAGAACAUCAUGGGCCCUUGCUGGCUGAAGAUCCAAGAUGCUGAUUUUGGCGCUCUCAAGAAUGCUUCACACUGCAAGCUUGAGGUGCUUGCGGAGCAUCCCAACAUGAUAUCUCCCUUAAGUGACUCGGAUAACCUUGACGCUCCUCCAUUGACUGUGAUGAGUGUGGCCAUGCGGACGACGUUCAACAUCAAGGAUAACAAGCAGGAAAUACUCUCCAUCAGUGCCAGAAUAUACGAGAAUGUCGCUCUUAGUGACACAACGCCAGCGGACAAACUUCCAUCCCGGACGUUCACACUCAUCCGGCCCAACGGCCCAUCGUUCCCAGGAGGCUUUGAGCAAAUGGCGAAAACUCGAAAGCGUGGUCUCAUCAAGACUAUGAAGCAAGAAUCCGAAAUGUUAAUGUUCUUUCUGGCGCAAAUCGACGUGGUGGACCCUGAUGUCAUUCUCGGCCAUCAACUGGAAGGGGUUGACUAUUCCGUUCUUCUCAGCCGGUUACGAGAGAAGAAGAUACACCAAUGGUCUCGUCUUGGCAGACUCAGGCGAACCGAGUGGCCAUCAUCCAUAGGGAAGGUGGGUGGCAACGUUUUCGCUGAGCGUCAAAUCAUCGCUGGCCGCCUGCUUUGCGAUCUCGCCAACGAAGCUGGCAAGUCGGCAAUGUACAAGUGUUCGACUUGGAGCUUGACGGAAAUGUGCAGUCUCUACCUCUCGGGCGAUAACAAGAGGCGAGAAAUUGACAACGAGGUCGCUUUGAAGUCGUGGGCAACGACUAAAGACGGCCUCAUGGAUUAUGUCUCCCAUGUGGAGACAGACACAUACUUCAUCACAGCCUUGGCGCUCAGAGUCCAGCUUCUGCCGCUGACCAAGAUCUUGACCAACUUGGCUGGAAACUCUUGGGCAAGAACCUUAACCGGUACACGUGCUGAGCGGAACGAGUACAUUUUGCUGCACGAGUUCCACCGGAACAAGUACAUCUGUCCUGACAAGCAGCCUUUCAAAGGGCGACAACGCUUGGAGGAAGAAAAUGCGGAAGAGGAAGCUGGCGACGGCAAGAAGAAGGACAAGUACAAGGGCGGUCUUGUCUUCGAGCCCGAAAAAGGUCUCUACGACAAGUUUGUCCUAGUCAUGGACUUCAACUCGCUUUAUCCUUCUAUUAUCCAGGAGUUCAACAUUUGCUUCACUACUGUGGACCGGUCUUCAUUGGCUGAAGACGAGGACGCGGUUCCUGAAGUCCCUGGGGAACAGGAACAAGGCAUCCUGCCCAAGCUAAUCGCCACUCUCGUCAGUCGCAGACGGGAGGUGAAGAAGCUGAUGAAGGACAAGACUGCAACUACUGAACAACUCGCGACCUGGGACAUUAAGCAACUUGCGUUGAAGCUGACCGCCAACUCCAUGUAUGGAUGCUUGGGCUACACCAAGUCACGAUUCUAUGCACGUCCUUUGGCCGUCUUGACAACAUAUAAGGGCCGUGAAAUUCUCCGCAGCACGAAAGAUCUAGCAGAGAGCAAGUCUCUCCAGGUUAUUUACGGUGACACCGACUCUGUCAUGAUCAAUGCCAACGUCGACAAUGUUUCUGAUGCCUACAAGGUGGGCCACGAUUUCAAGAGAGCCGUCAACGAAUCAUACAGGCUGCUGGAGAUCGACAUUGACAACGUUUUCCGUCGCAUUCUGCUCCAAGCCAAGAAAAAGUAUGCCGCGAUCAAUAUGAUCGAGCAGGAUGGCAAGUUCAUCGAGAAGAUGGAAGUCAAGGGUCUGGACAUGAAACGACGAGAAUACUGUGGUCUGUCCAAAGAGAUCUCCAGCCGUCUUCUCAACGAGAUUCUGUCUGGUGACGAUACAGAGAUAUCCAUUCAGCGUAUCCAUGAGUACUUGCGGGAGAUCUCAGGCAAGAUGCGCGAGCAGGCCAUUCCUGUGCAAAAGUACAUCAUCUUCACGCAGCUCGGCAAGGCCCCCAAGGAGUACCCGAACGCCGACUCGAUGCCGCAAGUGCAAGUUGCUCUACGGGAGCUCGCACGGGGCAAGACGGUGAGAAAGGGAGACGUCAUCUCCUAUAUCAUCACAGGCGACAGCAAGGGCUCUGAGUCAGUUGCCAAGCGAGCGUAUACCCCCCAAGACGUCCUCAAGACGGGCUCUGACUUGGCUCCGGACGUUGAAUGGUACAUAGGCAAGCAGAUCUUCCCGCCUGUCGAGCGUCUCUGUGCAAACAUUGUUGGCACCUCCACGGCGCAGUUGGCGGAAUGCCUGGGUCUUGACAUCCGCCGUUACGCCAACAAUGCCAACAACACGAGCAGCGGUAACAGCAACGACCUCGAGAUUCACCCUCUCGAGUCCCAAAUCCCCGACGCGGUGCGCUUUGGCGAAUGUACGCGCCUGCAGCUGCGUUGCCGCUCCUGCAAGAAGUCGUCGACCUUCGAGGGCCUCCUCGGCAGUCCCGAUCGGGUCGCACCGGCCGGCGUUGUCUGCGACUCAUGCGGCGCCAUCAUCUCGACGCUCUCCGUGGUGGCGCAGGUCGAGCGCGCGAUACGCACUGCAACUGCCGCAUACUACGAGGGAUGGCUUGUGUGCGACGACAGCAGCUGCGGGAACCGCACGCGGCAGCUGAGCGUCUACGGCAGCCGCUGCCUCGGGCCGAAGGGCCUUGCGCGAGACUGCCUCGGCCGGAUGAGGUACGAGGUCUCGGAGCGGCACAUCUACAACCAGCUGGUGUACUUUGCCAGCCUGUGGGAUGUGGACAGGGCCAGGGCCAAGGCCAGCGGCGAGGGGAGUGACGGCGCGGUCGCCGACCGCGAGACGAGAGAGAAGAUCCUCGCCCUGGCGGAGCACAACCGCACAAGGUUCGGGACUGUGAAGAGCGUUGUCGACCGGUAUCUGGACAAGUGCGGACGGCAGUGGGUUGCAAUGGACACGUUGUUUGCGAAGUUGGGCUUCGCUGCUGUCUGA
Diaporthe amygdali is the source of this 4428-nucleotide messenger RNA. RefSeq lists its product as uncharacterized. Gene Ontology annotation, biological process: DNA replication; leading strand elongation; lagging strand elongation. Gene Ontology annotation, molecular function: single-stranded DNA binding; DNA replication origin binding; purine nucleotide binding. The coding region runs from base 1 to 4428 and encodes 1475 amino acids. NCBI's taxonomy places the organism in Eukaryota, Fungi, Ascomycota, Sordariomycetes, Diaporthales, Diaporthaceae. Gene Ontology annotation, cellular component: alpha DNA polymerase:primase complex. The transcript has 5 exons. The record is from RefSeq and is a predicted model, not a curated record.